Equus quagga is the source of this 2140-nucleotide messenger RNA. RefSeq names its product glucose-fructose oxidoreductase domain containing 2 (gene GFOD2). Gene Ontology annotation, biological process: extracellular matrix organization. NCBI's taxonomy places the organism in Eukaryota, Metazoa, Chordata, Mammalia, Perissodactyla, Equidae. Gene Ontology annotation, molecular function: nucleotide binding. The transcript is spliced from 3 exons. Bases 303 to 1460 code for a protein of 385 amino acids. Gene Ontology annotation, cellular component: extracellular matrix. The record is from RefSeq and is a predicted model, not a curated record.
GUCGUUUCCCCCCCGCCCCCCGCCGUCGUGCCCCUCCCUUUCCAGAGCCCCCGGUUCCUUAGAAACCAGGCGGCGCGUUCCGGGUGGCGGCGCGCUAGACUCCCGGGCCCGCGUGUCCUCGCCAGCCUCUCUCACGGAGAGCUGGUGGCCGCCGAGACUGGUCCGGAUCCGUGGUCUCCGGGUGCACAGCGGGGUGGGCGAUGCCAGCGUGCCAGGAGCCAUGUUUGACCAGGACUGUGGGAAGCUCGUGUUCAUGCUGGAGGCUCUUGUGAGGAGAUGAGUUGGUGAACAGAGAAGUUGGCAUGAAGAUGCUCCCAGGAGUGGGCGUGUUUGGGACCGGCAGCUCCGCCCGGGUUCUGGUCCCGCUGCUGAGGGCAGAAGGGUUCACUGUGGAGGCCCUGUGGGGGAAGACUGAGGAGGAGGCGAAGCAGCUUGCUGAGGAGAUGAACAUCACCUUCUACACCAGUCGGACUGAUGACGUCUUGCUGCAUCAAGAUGUGGAUCUGGUGUGCAUCAACAUCCCCCCUCCACUCACCCGGCAAAUAUCUGUGAAGGCUCUAGGUAUUGGGAAAAAUGUGGUUUGUGAAAAGGCAGCAACCUCAGUGGAUGCCUUUCGGAUGGUGACAGCCUCACGCUACUACCCACAGCUGAUGAGCCUGGUGGGGAACGUGCUGCGCUUCCUGCCUGCUUUUGUGCGCAUGAAGCAGCUGAUUGCAGAGCACUAUGUGGGCGCAGUGAUGAUCUGCGACGCCCGCAUCUACUCGGGAAGUCUGCUCAGCCCCAAUUAUGGCUGGAUCUGCGACGAGCUCAUGGGCGGUGGGGGCCUUCACACCAUGGGUACCUACAUUGUGGACCUGCUGACCCACCUGACUGGCCGGAGAGCUGAGAAGGUGCAUGGGCUGCUCAAGACCUUCGUGAGGCAGAAUGCAGCCAUCCGUGGCAUCCGGCAUGUCACCAGUGAUGACUUCUGUUUCUUCCAGAUGCUCAUGGGUGGGGGGGUGUGCAGCACAGUAACACUUAACUUCAACAUGCCAGGUGCCUUUGUGCACGAGGUCAUGGUGGUGGGCUCUGCGGGACGCCUUGUGGCCCGGGGAGCUGACCUCUAUGGGCAGAAGAACUCUGCCACACAGGAGGAGCUGCUACUGAGGGACUCUCUGGCUGUGGGCGCAGGACUGCCUGAGCAGGGGCCCCAGGACGUCCCACUGCUCUACCUGAAGGGCAUGGUCUACAUGGUGCAGGCCCUGCGCCAGUCCUUCCAGGGGCAGGGGGACCGCCGCACAUGGGACCACACCCCCGUCUCCAUGGCUGCUUCAUUUGAGGAUGGGCUGUAUAUGCAGAGUGUGGUGGAUGCCAUCAAAAGGUCAAGCCGAUCUGGGGAGUGGGAGGCUGUGGAGGUGCUGACAGAGGAACCCGACACCAACCAGAACCUGUGUGAAGCACUCCAGCGGAAUAACCUGUGACCCUGCACAUGGGCUCCCUGCCACGGGGCAAAGGGGCCAGGGAGAAACCAGGAGCCAUGAUGGGAGGGUUUGGCUAUAGCACAGAGUAUCUUUCAUUUAAUGAGUCAACUUGGGCAGGGUCCAGGUGAGGCCAAAGGUAACCUGGGGAAACGCCCCCUCCAGUGCUCAUUUACUUCUCAGAUUUGCAGGGCAGUGACCUUCCGGUUUCCAUGGCUGAGAGGACUAGCACAAUGUGCAUGGAGUGGAGCUGCCACCAGGUCUCUGCAUAGUUAGGCUGGUGAGCAGGGCCAGCAAAAGCUUGACUUGGCAGCGGCUUCAACCUAUUUGUGGUCCUAACUAGAUGAGAAAGCACAGCAAGGAGCCAGCUUGGCGGAUUCCUCAGGCCUGAGGAAAAAUGACAAGAGCUGUGUUUCCAUGUCCUUCCUGGGCUAGGGCAUUUCAGGAAUGGUCAGGACAGUAAGUCAUCCCUCAGGGAUCCGCAUCUGCCCUCCUUCCCAUGCAGCCAGGCCCUUCCUGCUCCAGGCUAUCCCUCCCCUGGCAGGGAGAGGGGGGUUCUUCAUUAGGUGAGCUCUCAGGGGCUGUUGACCUAGGGCAUAGGGCCCCUGAUUUGGUGGAGAGGAGACAAGGGAGAGCUCUGGAACAUCUGACAAAUGUUAAUAAAUAAAGGAGAAAGUCUGACA